AUGUCCAACAACUUCGCUGAUCAAUACAUUCACCAUAACGACGAGCCCCUUGGCCUUCGCCAGGCUCAGGCUGCGGACGCCGCCAACGCGGGUAACGUCCACGAUGCCGCCCCCGAGGUUGCUCCUCAGGCCCACUACGAGCCUCCGUCGGAGCCCUCGAACACCAACUUCUCGGACUCCACCCGCUAUGCCCCUGACGCGGGUGCUGCCCCGACCGGUGGUGCUCCCUACGACAACAGCCCCAUGUCGCCCGAGGCCGAGCGUGCUUUCCACGACAUCCUCUACCCGUCGGACAUUUACACCUCGAACGGCACCUAUUGGGCUGACCUUCCCCUGAGCGAGCGUAUUUCGUUCUGCUCGCGCCAGUCGAACGCUGAAGCCCGCCGCGAGCUCGGUGUCAUUGGCCGCAUGUUCAAGAAGGACCCCUUCAGCCCUAUCGCUGCCUACUUCGGCACCUACGUGCAGAAUGGUAUGGGCAUGUUCGUUGAGGGUUACACCCUCUUCUCGGUUGGUAACAUCAAGCCCCUGUUCUCGUCUGCUUGGCCCGCUUGCUGGAAGCCCCCGAAGGGCGUUACGCCUCAGUGCAACAAGAACUGGAUUGCCGCUGUUGACUACCUUGAGAUUAUCGGUAUCAUUAUUGGUCAGAUUCUUGUCGGUUUCGAGGGUGACUGGGUUGGUCGUCGCUUCGGUAUGGUUCAGGAUGCUCUUAUCAUGACUCUCGGCUCCGUCAUGCUUACCUGCAUGUGGGGUACUACUCUCAACGGCUGGGUUAUCUGCUACGCUUGGUGUCUCUUUAUCUACGGUAUCGGUGUCGGUGGUGAGUACCCCAUGACGUCUACCCGCGCCAUGGAGGGCUCGUCCGACCGCUACGCUACCUCGACUGGUGACCGUAUGCACCGUGGCCGUAACGUGCUGCUCGCUUUCUUGAUGCAGGGUUGGGGUCAGUUCUUCAACCAGGCCAUCCUUAUCCUGCUGCUUCUAAUCUUCCACCACGGUUCGCUCAAGACCCCCAUCUCGAAGGUGGCCGUUCAGUGGACUUUCCGUGUUUCGUUCGCCUUCAUUGCUGCCUGCACCCUCUAUCUUGUGUACUACCGUUACUACAAGAUCUCGUACACCGACCAGAGCCUGCGUGAUGCCAAGCAGCGUCUCAACACUUCGGGCUACGACGUCAAGUCGCUGAAGCUCGCCAUGGGCCACUACUGGCACCGUCUGUUUGCUUCGUGCUUCGGCUGGUUCGCUAACGACUUCUUCUUCUACGGUAACAAGAUUUUCUCGGGUGUCUUCAUUGCUCUUAUCACCACUGGUAAGACUUCGGGUAGCUCGCCCUCGUCGCUCCAGGUCACUUGGCUGUACAACCUGAUCAACGUCGGUGUUCAGCUGCCCGGUUACUACCUUGCUGCUAUCCUUGUCGACAACAAGCUCUACGGUCGCAAGUGGAUGCAGGCCGUUUCGUUCACCUGCACUUUCGCCCUGUUCUGCGGUGCCACCUUCUCUUACGAGAAGCUCACCACCUCGGGCCCUGGUCACCUUAAGGUCUUCCAGUUCAUCUUCUUCUUCUCUUCGUUCUGGAACCAGUUUGGUUACAACUCGACCACCUUCCUGGUCGCUGCUGAGAUCUUCCCUGCCUCGAUUCGUGCCACUUGCCACGGUUUCUCGGCUGCUUGGGGUAAGAUGGGUGCUCUGCUCCCCACCAUUAUCUACAACUACGUCGACAACCAGACCAAGUUCUACAUUGUCACCUGGUUCGGUCUCGCUGGUCUUAUCUGCACCGUCGUCUUCCUGCCCGACACCACCGGUCUUGACCUGCGUGAGCAGGAGCGCUACUGGGAGUACGUUUGCAACGGCCGUGGACAGGACUACCAUGGUGUUGCCGUCCACCCCCAGCACCUGUCGCUCUUUGAGCGCGUCGUGCUUAAGCGUCACCUUGCCUACAACCCCCAGCUUGAUGCCCAGCAGAAGACUGAGGAGUUCCGCGCCAUCUACCACUCGUCGGUGCAGCGCGAGAGCAACGCUGAGGACCUCACCAUCCAGCAGCAAGAGUUCCUCAACAGCGAGUUCGGCUCGAAGUACGCUCGCGACCCGAAGCUGUUCGGUCAGGCUCAGCCUCAGCGGACCUUCCACUCGAAGCUCGACUCGGUUGAGAAGCAGCUUUAA
This is a messenger RNA of Malassezia japonica, 2154 nucleotides long. RefSeq lists its product as uncharacterized. The record is from RefSeq and is a predicted model, not a curated record. Gene Ontology annotation, biological process: transmembrane transport. The transcript has a single exon. Bases 1 to 2154 code for a protein of 717 amino acids. Gene Ontology annotation, molecular function: transmembrane transporter activity. Lineage: Eukaryota; Fungi; Basidiomycota; Malasseziomycetes; Malasseziales; Malasseziaceae. Gene Ontology annotation, cellular component: membrane.